GAUGUUUCUUCCUACUGCUUCGUCCUGUGGAUUCGCAUCGUGUUGGGCUCUUAGCUCCGUGCUCAAAAUGGCAGUCUAGCGGCUUGCAGCGGCAAAACUCGCAGCGGCAGAUCCUGCAGUGCAACGGCUAAUUGCACUGAUUCUAUUUGGCAAAAUGGCGUCCUUUGAGGCAACCACCCUCAGCUUUGCUGCCGUCGACAGCAUAAGAACCUUGCUCGACUUGUCAGAACUUCUGUUCUCUUUGACUCUGUCCCCAUCCCUGCCAAGCCACCAUGUCUCUGAGCUCACAGAUGUGCGUGGAGGACGUGGGGCCCCUGCUCUUGGGGCCCUCGACUCUGAUGGCUGACCCCUUCGGGCCCCUUCUGGACGAAGAUGAAGAGAGAGCUCUUUCCGAGGGGUCGUCUUCGCCCCUCUCCUUCUCUUCAUACUCUGAAUCUUACACCUCCUCCCCGUUCUCCCCCCUUUCAGCCCCUGCUUCUCUAGGAUGUAAAGUUGGGUCUGACCUGCUGCCGCUCUCCUGGCUGUCUGCUGAUGAGCAGAAUAAUGCUCACGUCGGGGCAGAUCAGAGAGAAGGGGAUGCGUUUUCUGGCAUGGACUGGAUGACGGAGAAGAUUGAUCUUAGCGACUUCGACCUGGACUCGCUCAUCGGGUCCUGUGAUUUAGAUGAGCCCCCUAGCUCACCAGAAGAGCUGCUUGCCUCCCUGGAGUCCCAAAUGGAUCUGGACCUGGCUCCGCUUCCGUUCCCCUCGUCAUCCACCUCUGAACCGGAAGAGCUUAGCCUGCCUUCUCUUCCCCUCGACCUCCCUCUCCCAGAGCCACCGGCGGACCCAGAGGUCCGUCCAGAGCCCGUUUCUGUUGAGAUCAAAUCUGAGCCACUCUCCCCUGCCUUCACUCUGGAGCUGGGCAGCGAAGUGGACAUCUCCGAGCUGGAGAAAGCUGUGUCCAAGGCCAGCAGCGACCAUCAGACCCCCAGCAUUGUUCUGUCCCUUUCUCCCGCCCACAUUGUGGUGGUUCUUGCUCCCAAAGAAGAGGUGAAUGUCGUGUCCAGCUCCUGCGCAGACCAGUCUGACAGCGGGAUUGAAUCAGUCUCUGGUUCCCCACCUCACAACCCAAGUCCCGCUCCAUCUCCCAAGCCUGCGGGUGCCUCUAGAACCAAGCCGUACUCCAAACCAGACCCAGAUGCAGGCCUGACCGUCGCUGGUAAAGUGAAGACUGUCUCUGGUACGUCAAAACCCGUCGACAAGAAGCUGAAGAAGAUGGAGCAGAAUAAGACGGCAGCAACCCGCUACCGGCAGAAGAAACGGGUAGAGCAGGAGUCCCUGAACACAGAGUGUUCUGACCUGGAGAGAAGGAACCGUGAGCUGACAGAGAAGGCUGACUCGAUAAGCCGAGAGAUCCAGUACCUGAAGGAUCUCAUUGAGGAAGUCCGGUCUGCCAAGAACCGCAAGAGCAAGGCCAAGGCUGACUCUCCCUGAGAUGACGGCAGAGGUGCUUUUAGUGAAGAUCAGCUCUAUCAAAGUAUAAAUAAAGGCACUGUAUCUCAGUUUCUCACCCCCUCACAAUUCGUAAACGCUCAAUAGUUAUAGUAUGUCAUUAUAACAUAAUUAACCAUAGCUUGCAGUUAAUGUGGAUUAGCACUAUAGCAAUGUAAAAGCUAACAUGCGCACAAUCAAACAAAAACAUGACCAGUGGAAAUGUCACCCCCCCACAUCUCUAAUCCUGUCACAUAUUUCACCUCUCUUAACAUUGUCCAGUAAGGGGCCUGAUACGUUUAUAAUGUAUUGUUACACUGAAUUCUGUGCUCAUGCAUGUAAAUAGCUUCAGCCACUCUUUAUCUCUAUUUAAAACUAUGGUAUGUUUGGUUUGCAGUUCUAGUAUGCCAUUGUCUCAAAUUUCUGUGCUGUUUUCUAUUAAAGCUUUGAAACUGAA
Molecule: messenger RNA, 1929 nt
Organism: Colossoma macropomum (tambaqui)
Lineage: Eukaryota; Metazoa; Chordata; Actinopteri; Characiformes; Serrasalmidae
Gene: atf4a
Product: activating transcription factor 4a
Exons: 3
Coding region: 273-1475 (400 amino acids)
Biological process (GO): regulation of transcription by RNA polymerase II
Cellular component (GO): nucleus; ATF4-CREB1 transcription factor complex; ATF1-ATF4 transcription factor complex
Molecular function (GO): DNA-binding transcription activator activity, RNA polymerase II-specific; RNA polymerase II transcription regulatory region sequence-specific DNA binding
Source: RefSeq, a predicted model, not a curated record